AUGUCGGUAGCAGAGGUGCCUUCUGGUGUUCUACCUUAUGCUGUGGUGGAUUUACGGUUUAAUAUGUCUGAAAGAAACCAGCACUCGAGCAUCCCUCCUACACUAGGAUUCGUGAAUGAUCAGCUUUAUUUUUAUCCUGUAUACGAAGGACUUUUGACAAUUUGCUCAGCAGUUUUCGGGAAAGCAACUCUCAAUACAGUCUUUGAAGACUCCUGCAAACCACAUGGAUUGGAUGAGUCACUGAUAUUCUCGAAGUUGCUAAAAUGGGCUGACGCUUAUGACGUGAGAGGGCUUCCGCAACUCAUGGCACCAGAAACUUGGGGUUUAAUAGCGAAACAACGCGAAGUCUGUGUUAGAAAUCACAAUGAGCGGUCUGAGAAGUGGAAAGUCCGGUACGUCUCUCACUUCGUAUGGAUGUGUAGCGAUCCACGGUUCGCUACAAUCGCCAACGCUAUGCGUGUAGAACAAUGUGUAUAUCAUCCUAAGACGCAGCAGUUCAUCCAACCAGAGCCACGCGCCCCUGUUGCAAAUUUGCCAUUCAUUGAGUCACCAUCACAAGGUGGUAGUGCAGAUGUUGACAAAGCGGAUAACGGAGUGGAACCAAUUCCGUUGGCUGAGCCAGCACCUGAAGCUGCAAAGGUAGAUGAAGUGCUUGAUUUGUUCACUACAAUACCGCUUUUUUCAAGGCAGUGGACUUCAUUGAUGAUCAUGACGAAGAUUACGAUGCUCAGUUCAUGUGUGAAACGACGGCGUCAAUGGAUUCGCAAGUCAGCUCGUGCCCUUCGUCGGCUUCUACGACCUUCGGUAUGGUGCUUGCUUCAUUUCCUGUUGAAAUCAUUGCCGUUGUUAUUGGAACUGCUGCGUGCAAAUCAGUCCAAAUCUCAAUGUCAAGACACUGAUCUCCGUAAAAUUCCCACCUCUUCCACGGUUACCGCAUCGAAGCCUGAUGAGACUGGUGGACAACGAAAAUCGCGUUUUGAUCAACCGCCUCCUGAGCUCACUGAUCCCACAGGAUAUGUUCCAAAACCUGUUCCUCCUGCAUCUGUUGGAUUUGUGGGCAACGUUCCUCCAUUAGGAGCUUCAGUCAUGGAUACGGACCUUCGCUCAGCUCCGCCUGCAACGUUAGCAUUUUCAAUCAAAAAAGCCGUGACUACUCCAACGUUGAAUCCUCCAGCACCACUGGUUUUCGGCGAUGACGAAGACGAUGACAAUAAUAUAUCUGAGGAUCAGCAGAGCAGACAAAAAAGGUUAUUGGAACUGCUGCGUGCAAAUCAGUCCAAAUCUCAAUGUCAAGACACUGAUCUCCGUAAAAUUCCCACCUCUUCCACGGUUACCGCAUCCAAGCCUGAUGAGACUGGUGGACAACGAAAAUCGCGUUUUGAUCAACCGCCUCCUGAGCUCACUGAUCCCACAGGAUAUGUUCCAAAACCUGUUCCUCCUGCAUCUGUUGGAUUUGUGGGCAACGUUCCUCCAUUAGGAGCUUCAGUCAUGGAUACGGACCUUCGCUCAGCUCCGCCUGCAACGUUAGCAUUUUCAAUCAAAAAAGCCGUGACUACUCCAACGUUGAAUCCUCCAGCACCACUGGUUUUCGGCGAUGACGAAGACGAUGACAAUAAUAUAUCUGAGGAUCAGCAGAGCAGACAAAAAAGUGAACGGAAGGAUCGUGAUGAUAGAAGGGAUCGCGACGAAAGGAGGGAUCGUGAUGAAAGAAGGGAUCGCGAUGAUAGAAGAGACCGUGACGAUAGGAUCAAAAGAUGGGACAAGCCUCACAGCACACCUGUGAUCGAUAAACCUGUGCCCGUAUCAAUUCCUGUGGAAGUACCCGCUCCUAUUUUGCCACAAGCUCUCGGUUCGAGCAAGGAGAAAUCAUCGGAUAACACAAAGUUAUUCCAUAUUCUGGCCGGAGCGCGAUUACUCCAAUCUCAACGAGAUAAGAAGGCGGCAGAGCAUGACUCAGCUGGUGUGGCUGCCAAAAGUGAACCUCCUGAGGUGUCGCGGGGUGUGUCACGACCAAGAAUAGAAGAAGCGGUGUCGGCUUCGAAACGGAAGUCGUCUGAUGCAUCACCAUCCGUCAUUCCCACAACUCUUCAGUCGGAUUGUUCCGUCUCGAACACGAGUGCUCCACCCAGUGUGGCUCCCAAAACCAAUGCUUCUGUGCUUGGAACUGCGUUCGGGCUGUCCAAUGAUGUAAUUCAACAGCUACUGAAGAGAUCCUCGUUAUCAGCUCGUCCACCUGAACAGAAUACCCCACAGCAGACACAGCAGCAGCCGUCUAUGCCGGAUGCACCAGCGUCACCAGAUCCAGAAUGGCCCGAUUCACCUGAUGCACCAGCUUCGCCUGAUCCCGAGGAACGUGAUAUCAGACCAAAAGUUCACUCGGAAAUUCCUCUUGAUUGCUGGCAACCUUCGGAGGAUAAGCGCACGGAACCUCUAGGAAGCGGAAUAAUCACAGUGCGAUCUCCAAGGAAACCUAAACGUCCGAAGGAUCACGAUGGAGCUAUUGCUGGAAAGAAGACGUCCAGUUCUCGCCCAAGUGUCGACGACGAAGAGGAAGAGGGAGAGAUUUUGAGUGACGACGAGCCUCAGGUAGCUGCACAACCUAUCAGUGUUAUUGGAGCUGUGUCGCACAAUAUCCACGCAUCAAUCGUAAAACCAACAGAGAAGGCAAAACCAGAGGUAACUCGACCACCGACGCUUGCAUCUGUUGUCCGUCCCGUUGGAGAAGCUGCAGUUUCAGGAGUUGGUCGAGGAUAUUUCCCUGAACAACCGUUUGCACAGCUCGGGCAACGCAGGGGUGGCUUUCCUCCUCCUGCUCAAGCUGGUCUAUUUGGAAGUCCUCAGUGGUCUUCCUACGCACCUAUUCAGCACCCAUUGCAAGGCGGUGGUUUCCAGUCUGGACCUCCUCGGCAAGAAGCUCCAGCAAUAACUGUGAUUGUGCCUGAUUUCAUGAUGUUCAAUCGGGCUGCAAUGACGAGAAUGGACCCAUCCGGCUUCGAGUCUUUCUGUGAGCGGAUCAAAGUAAUACAAACACAGGAGAAUAGAAUAGUUUCGUUACAGAUUCACGAAAGGCUGCUCAACUAUGUCCGGGAAAUGAUGUAG
Messenger RNA from Ostertagia ostertagi, 3099 nucleotides. The record is from the annotation of a GenBank genome assembly. Lineage: Eukaryota; Metazoa; Nematoda; Chromadorea; Rhabditida; Trichostrongylidae.